CUUAUUCACAGUUUCCGGCUUUGUGUCAUAGUGUGAAAACCUCCGACGAUCAACAUGGCGGCUCCACAAGAAUCUGCACAAGUUCCUAGAAAUUUUAAACUGUUAGAUGAACUAGAUCAGGGUCAGAAAGGGUCAGGAGAUGGCAGUAUAAGCUGGGGAUUAGAUAAUGACGAUGAUAUGAGUCUGACAUACUGGAAUGGAAUGAUUUUAGGUCCACCAAGAACACCAUUUGAAAGUAGAAUUUACUCGCUUAAGUUAGAAUGUGGGCCGCAGUAUCCAGAUAGACCCCCCACAGUCAGGUUCGCCACGAGGAUUAAAAUGACCUGUGUAAAUGAAUCAUCUGGAGUAAUCGAUACAAAAAAACUAGAUAGUAUGAGAAAUUGGAAUAGAAACAUGUCAAUAAAGGCUAUUCUACAGGACAUUCGACGCCAAAUGACGCUGAAAGAGAACAGUAAAUUGUCUCAGCCUCCAGAAGGAAGUUUGUUUUGAUCAAACAAGACAUUAACAGAAAAAAGUGCUAGUAUUUUUUUGAAAACUAUGACUGGAAUGUCAUUAGAGGAGAAUGGUUUGAAGACUUCUGGUGUAUUAAUACACAAAAUAAUUUGCAAUUUUAAACAAAUAUCGAAAUGAAAAAUUGAAGGGUAAAUCUUCUUCCGAUUACGAUCAUGUUAAGACACGGUACAAACUUGAUCUUGCUUUAUGGGAAAUGAGAUUGCUUUCUUAUUUACAGGCAUCUGGCAUUGUACAGUCCUGAGUUAUCAAAUUUAAGCAUAAGUAUAAAUUGCUCGUGGAAAUAGAAUAUUUAUCUAGUGUAUAUUGCAUUCAUGUUAAAUGUGCAUUAAAUUUGUAGGGAAUUUAUAGAAGAAAUGUCAGAAAAAAAAUCAGUACUAGUAAAGUGUUAUUUAAAAGUGUGUAAGUUUCCAAGCUUGCAAGAUACAUGUAUUACUUAGUAUAUUGAUGAAUAAGUUAUCUUUAUGAAUAUGAAUAAUUCAUUAAAAAUACUUAACUCAUUCAAUUGUGUCUAAAUUAUUUACAUCAAAUACCUCAGUUAAUAAAUGUUGAAGGCAUGAUGUUGUUGACGGGCAUAGCAAAAGAUGUAAUUCCAUAAAUGUCUAAUCAGGUUUUCUCUCUUAAUACACAUAUAUGCAAGUAUUAACAAAUUUCUUAUCUUCACCAGAAAUGUUCAUAAAAAAUGGAGAGAAAUACAGAAAAUGAAAUAACUUGGCUCACAAGCUCGUUACUUAUUUUUUUCUUGCUACAGCCAACAGUAAUUACAUGUAAAGAAUCAGUGCAGUCUUUUCAUUGGUAUUAUAUGUACACAUACAUGUUGAUUGUUUCCUAUGACUUUUAGUUGCUGAGUGACAUAAAACUCUCCCCCUUGGUAGACGACACCCUGCUUCCUUGCAUGCAGGGGUACAUGUGUUUUGACAUUUGAUGCUUUAGUUGUUAACCUUUCAUAUGAUGAAUGCUGAUUGACACAUGUAUUUGGUUCAUUGUCCUUACUCUUGAUGAAGUCAAUAAACUUAUCACAUAA
Messenger RNA from Magallana angulata, 1534 nucleotides. RefSeq names its product ubiquitin-conjugating enzyme E2 variant 1-like. Gene Ontology annotation, biological process: protein K63-linked ubiquitination; DNA damage tolerance. Gene Ontology annotation, cellular component: nucleus. The transcript is spliced from 4 exons. The record is from RefSeq and is a predicted model, not a curated record. Lineage: Eukaryota; Metazoa; Mollusca; Bivalvia; Ostreida; Ostreidae. The coding region runs from base 55 to 489 and encodes 144 amino acids.